UUGACAACGGAACCAUUGAAUUGGAAACCGCGAAGAAUUCUACGACUUCCCCAGAAUUAUGACGAUUUAUUCAAUCGAUAUUUUCAUCGAGAAUGUUUGACGUGUUGUAAGGUGAGAUUUUUGAAUGGAAAAAAAUUUGGGAAAAUUUGGAUUCGGUUAAUUGUGAGCCGAGUUUUAGAGCUCUAAAAUUCAGAAAAUCGUGGUUUUUCAUAAUUUUCUGAAUUUGUGUUCUCAAAAUUCAUAAUUUUUCUGGUUCCAGAAAAUUUUUUUCAAAAUUUUCGAAUUUUCUAAACUUUUGUAGUUUUCUUUCAUUUUUUCAACUUUGAAGCUUCAUAGCAGCUCAAAUUUUUUGAAAAAAAAUUCCAGAAAUUUUUUUCAACAUUUUCUGAAUUUGUUCUCUCAAAAUUCAUAAUUUUUCUGGUUCCAGAAAAGUUUUCUCUCAAAAUUCAUAAUUUUAAAGUUUUUUUUAAAUUUUCAAAGUUUCUUUUGAACUCUAUUAAAUUUUGGAUUUUUCAACAAAUGUUCGAAUUUUCUAAACUUUUGUACUCACAGCAACUCAAAUUUUUUGAACAAAAAAUUCAGAAUCUCCAAAAAUGCCAAGAAAUAUUUCAUUUUGCUCCAAAAUUUCUGAAUUCCACCCAGAAAUUCCAAAAAAAAAACAUUUUUGACCUAAAUUUCCAGCUAAUCCUCAAAAAAAUCAAUUUUUAAAAAAAAUUUUCCAGGUUCCAUCUUAUCCCUUGAUUUGCUUGAUGUGUUCCAAAUUGAUCUGCCUCGGCGAUUGUUGUCAAACAUUAAAAAGUCUUGGAAUUGGAGCUGAAACCAGAUUGACUGUCACCGAAAUGCAAACGGUUUGUUUUUCUACCUUAUGUUUUCAAGUCCCAAAAAAAUCCCCAAAAUUUACAGCACGCUGAAGAAUGUUCCUCCUCAAGUGGGCUAUUUUUAUCCCUAACCUCUUCGCUAAUUAUAAUCGGUCGGGGAAAUGCUUCGGCGAUUUGGGGUUGUGUUUAUCUGGAUUCGCAUGGUGAAGAGGAUCGAAAUCUGAAACGCGGAAAACCACUGAUACUAUCGAAUCGUCGAUUUGAACUUCUCGAAAAAGAUUGGCAUCAACAAGAAUGGCAACGUGUUCGGCAAUGGAUUCCGUUCGCAACUUCUCAAAUUCUCAUCGCUUCGAUUCGCGAUUCUCAUUAUCAUGUAAAUAAUUGA
Caenorhabditis angaria is the source of this 1203-nucleotide messenger RNA. NCBI's taxonomy places the organism in Eukaryota, Metazoa, Nematoda, Chromadorea, Rhabditida, Rhabditidae. The record is from the annotation of a GenBank genome assembly.